AUGGCUGACGAGACAUGGACCACUUCGGUCACCAAGCUGACCGAGGUCAAGGCCAUCCCCGACGAGGCCAUCUCCAACCCGCACCACGUCACCAACAAGAGCGGCAAGCUCACCGGCUUCAAGAACCCAUACCCAUCCUGGUAUAACCUUAAUGAGCCCUCGCGCCUAUUUCACGAGCUCCUCUGGCCCAUGAUCACCGGCCGAAUCUCCUCACCUGACACCACCCCGCCGACCGUCAACGUCGUCAAGCCGCGCUUCCUCCCGCACCGCCGGGCCUCGCCGCGGCUCCGCGCCACCUGGCUCGGGCACGCCUGCUACUACGUCGAGUACCCGUCCGGCCUGCGCGUGCUCUUCGACCCCGUCUUCGAGGACCGCUGCUCGCCCUUCCGCUUCCUCGGCCCGCGCCGCUACACCCCGAAGCCCUGCGACCUCGCCGACCUCCCCACCGUCGACGCCGUCGUCAUCAGCCACAGCCACUACGACCACCUCUCUCACUCCUCCGUGCUCGAGAUCCAGAAGCACCAGCCCGAGGCGCAGUUCUUCGUCGGCCUCGGCCUCGAGUCCUGGUUCCGCGCCAGCGGGCUGAACAAGGUCACGGAGCUCGACUGGUGGCACGACGCCGAGCUGACCGUCAAGCGGACCGGCGGUAACAGCAGCGGGACCGAUGUCGCCGCGGCGGCGGUGAGUCGAAGCGGUGCGGACGCGGACGCGGACACGAUCACGGCGCGCAUCUCGUGCCUACCGUGCCAGCACACCUCGGCGCGCACGCUGCUCGACAAGGACACGACGCUGUGGUGCAGCUGGGCCGUGUCGUCCGGCGGCAAGUCGGUCUGGUUCGGCGGCGACACGGGCUACCGGGGCGUCCCGCGGGGCCUACCCGCGGGCGCGGACGACCACGCGGCCGAGUACGCGGCGCUGCCGCGCUGCCCGCAGUUUGCGCAGAUCGGCGCGCUGCGCGGACCGUUCGACCUCGGGCUGGUCCCCAUCGGCGCGUACUUCCCGCGCGCCGCCUUCUCCGCGAUGCACGCCGACCCGUUCGACGCCGUGGACAUCUUCAAGGACACGCGGUGCAAGAGGGCGAUGGGCAUCCACUGGGGCACAUGGGCGCUGACGAUGGAGGACGUGCUGGAGCCGCCGAAGCUGCUGCGCAAGGCGCUGGCGCGCAGCGGCAUCGCGGAGGAGGGCGUCUUUGACGUCUGCGAGAUUGGCGAGAGCCGCGAAUUCUGA
This is a messenger RNA of Cordyceps fumosorosea ARSEF 2679, 1227 nucleotides long. RefSeq lists its product as hypothetical. Lineage: Eukaryota; Fungi; Ascomycota; Sordariomycetes; Hypocreales; Cordycipitaceae. Gene Ontology annotation, molecular function: zinc ion binding; N-acylphosphatidylethanolamine-specific phospholipase D activity. The record is from RefSeq and is a predicted model, not a curated record. Gene Ontology annotation, cellular component: cytoplasm; membrane-bounded organelle. Gene Ontology annotation, biological process: N-acylethanolamine metabolic process; N-acylphosphatidylethanolamine metabolic process. The transcript has 2 exons. Bases 1 to 1227 code for a protein of 408 amino acids.